AUGUGGGUGCUGGAGGGGGACGAGGUGGUGGCAGUCAAUGGAGAGACCGUUGAAGGAAAGAGCUUGGACGAGGUUGGACCACUCGUCAAGAACUCCGAAGGUGACAGUGUCACGCUGACUCUUUGUCGGCAUUACAUGGCAGGUCCCGUGAAGGUUGUGUUUCUGCCGAGCGGUAAAGUGGCCACCAUGAAGCGAGGCAUUGAGAUCCUGAAGGCCGCUGAGGUGGGCGUCGAGGAUGUCUCCUUUUCCUGCAAAGAAGGGUGGUGCCAUGCCUGUUGGCACACAGAUCCAAUGUUUGGGACUGUCUACAGAGCAUGCAGUGCUAUCAGCCGCAAGCGACCACCGCCAAAAAACCCACGCAGAAUCCCUGAGAAAUGGAAUAAUGUGGUCCCCCUGUGGCUCCUGAACUGGCGCGAGUCACAGAGGUGGGCGAAGUUCAAGAAGCAGAAGCGUGAGAAAGAGAAGCAAGAGCGGUUGGCAAAGCGAGCAGCCGAACGAGAAGCAGCAACUGCGUGA
This is a messenger RNA of Symbiodinium sp. CCMP2592, 516 nucleotides long. The record is from the annotation of a GenBank genome assembly. Lineage: Eukaryota; Dinophyceae; Suessiales; Symbiodiniaceae.